UGAUAGGGAGGUUCCUACUGAGACACCAUGGUAGAAUGAUGGGGAGGUUCAAGUCCCUAGUGAGACACCAUGGGAGAAUGAUGGGGAGGUUCAAGUCCCUAGUGAGACACCAUGGUAAUAUGAUAGGGAGGUUCCUAGUGAGACACCAUGGUAGAAUGAUGGGGAGGUUCAAGUCCCUAGUGAGACACCAUGGUAGUAUGAUGGGGAGGUUCCUAGUGAGACACCAUGGGAGAAUGAUGGGGAGGUUCAAGUCCCUAGUGAGACACCAGGGUAGUAUGAUGGGGAGGUUCCUAGUGAGACACCAUGGGAGAAUGAUGGGGAGGUUCCUAGUGAGACACCAUGGGAGAAUGAUGGGGAAGUUCCUAGUGAGACACCAUGGUAGAAUGGAGGGAUGUAUUAGAAGAGGAAAUGGUAGAAUUAUGAUUUACUGGGAAAGAUAGGUUGAUCUGUGACUGUCUGAAGGGUGGAAUUGAUGAGUGUUGGAAUAAAUGAACACAAAUGUACAGUAUAAAUGUUUGAGAUGGGGAUGGGAUUAUUGUAUGUUUUGCAUUUGACUAUUUAUGUUUUGUGUUUUGGUUUCAUGCUGUGGGAGGUGUGUGCUGGUCCUGGUGAUUAUGGCUGCGCUCGCGUUCAUGCCUAUCCGGGAGUCGGGCUUGGUUCUCCCCGCCCUAUGAAAAUCCUUUUGGGCUCGGCAUCUCGGGGCGGGUGGGGACGAGCGCACCCACUGACCAGAGCGCCCACAGCGGAGCGCGGCAGCGAUGGUAACAACAUCCUCAGCCUCCCGGUACCGAUGCGGCGGGGGGGCUCUGAGUCCAACCUGGUGUCUGACGGGGGCGAGGGGGGCGUGGGCCUGGACUUCACUAAGGGCCGUCUGGCCAUCGACAGCCUGCAGCAGAAGAUACUCAAGGUGACAGAGCAGAUCAAGGUGGAACAGACAGCCAGGGACCAGAACGUGGCAGAGUACCUCAAACUGGUGAACAACGCUGACAAGCAGCAGGUGACACGCAUACGGCAGGUGUUUGAGAAGAAGAACCAGAAGUCUGCCCACAGCAUCGCCCAGCUGCAGAGGAAGCUGGAGCAGUACCAUCGCCGUAUGAAGGAGGAGGCCAACGGGGCCAAGCACCCGCCCAGGGAUUCCCGGGGGGAGGGGGGCAAGGAGGGCCAAAAGGACGGCAGCCUGCGGGACGUCAGCUCGGCCAGCGUGCGCAACCCGGCAAUGGACAAGGUCAAGACCAUCGGCCCCGGGGUCUCCCUCUCGCCCCCCUUCUUCUUCAACAAGUCGCGGGAGUUCGCCAACCUCAUCCGCAACAAGUUCGGCAGUGCCGACAACAUCGCCCACAUGAAGAGCUCCAUGGAGACGGGGGCGGGGCUCCAGGCGGAAGGCGGAGCCGGGGCCCGGGCGCUGAGCGGCAGCGCCACCACGAUUGCUAAGGCCAAGUACCCCAGCGACGAUGAAUGUUCCACGGGGACCUCUGUGUCGGCAGACUCCAACGGGAACCCAGCGGGGGGGUCGGGGUUGGGGUCAGGGGGUGGGCCGGGGAGGUCGGACUCUCAGGGGAGGCUGGGGGAGGUGCUGGAGGAGGUCAGGGAGAUUAGGGAGGCCCAGGCACAGCUGGCCGAGGACAUGGGGUCACUGAAAAGCCAGUUCAAGAGUGACUACAGCUUCAUCACACAGACGCUGCAGGAAGAGAGAUACAGGUUUGAGCGGUUAGAGGACCAGUUAAAUGACCUGACAGAGUUGCACCAGCAUGAGACCAGUAACCUGAAGCAGGAGCUGGCCAGCAUCGAAGAGAAGGUGGCUUACCAGGCCUACGAGAGAGCUAGAGACAUCCAGGAGGCUCUGGAGUCAUGUCAGACGCGUGUCUCUAAGCUGGAGCUCCAGCAGCAGCAGCAGCAGACGGUACAGGUGGAGAACACAGACGUCAAGGUGCUGCUAGGGAGAUGCAUUAACAUCAUGCUGGCCAUCGUCACGGUGAUCCUGGUGUGCGUUUCCACGGCGGCCAAGUUCACCGCGCCCCUCUUGCGGAGCCGCGUGCACCUGGCGCUCACCUGCGUGGGUUUGUCCCUACUGGCGGUCAUCUGGAAGAACUGGGAGCACCUGCAGUGUGCCCUGGAACGCAUGCUCCUCCCACACUAAGCUAGACUCCUCCCAUGUUAAGCUAGGCUCCACCAAGUCUGAGUUUGUCCCCCUCACACUGUGGGUUUGGCACCACCCACACCGAGCUUGGGACUUUGUGACGUUGUCAUAGCGAUAGAUUAAAUGGGGCGGUGUUUACAAUGUAGCCUUACACCCACCACCCUCGUGUCUCUCCCCCUCUCUGUCUUUUGGAGUUUGGGCAGAACUCCUUGAGGGAAAUCGAUGCCAGUGUGCCACUACAGUACAAAUUACAGGAAACCAAGACUGACCAAUCAGAUGGUGGCUACAGAGGAAGCAGGACCAGUCACAUACGGUAUUAUUGCGGACACUGAUCUUUGUGUGGUUGUCAAUCUCAAUAGGACAUUGAACUGCACUAUACAGGUGGUAAGCUUAUGUAUAACCUUUAUAGGGGAAACAAGGGGUCCCCCGAUUGGUUCCCUGUCUUUUGCGGAGUCGUACUUCCGUCACCUAAAUUACACUAACACACUGACAGUAUUAAAAACUCAUUCUCCCAGAAGACCUCUGGCUCUGAUCCAUAAACAGUCUCACUCCCACCCCCCAAGCCACGAUGAUACACAUUCAUCCACACACACACUGAGAGGAAUGUGACUUGUGUGUCUGUGUAUGUACAGGGGGUGGGAGUGUUCUCCAUGUGAGAGUGCUUUGUCUGUGUGUACCUGUACUGUCAAGUGAUGAAAUGUUUUAUAAUUGAAAAAAAAAAUACAAAGGACAAUGUUUGUUUUUUUAAAGUGUAAUAUUUGUCUGGGUGUCCGUGAAGGGUGGUUCAUUUUUUUUUUUUUACAAAGGAAUGGUUAUGAACUGCAGGACUGCCUCUUGUUUCUGUGUACUGGUAUGCGGGUUUAUGGAUAAAUGGUGUCUUAUGUACUUUAUAUAGUCUAUUAACAGAUGCAGUGGAACUGCCACGGGUCUAGGCUAUAAGGGGUGAAUUCACCCCAAGAGUUAUGUGUUCUCUCUCCCAUAGGAAAUACAUAGACUGACCCUUUAGCCGCUAACAUGCUAACUGUGUGAGUGAUAUCCUCUGCCAGUCUUUGAUGGAUCUGGGGGGAGGUAACCUCUGACCUGACACACAAACCUCAUUUGUGAUUCGUCCUUUCAUAUUGAUGAUAAUGUCAUUUUUGUGAAAUAGGAAUUAAGCUCUGUUCAGAGUGGGCUGAACAAAGGAAUUGACCUAUACCAAAUGGUUCAGACAGAUUUGAACACAUUUUAUUUGUUUUCUUUGAAAUGUUUAAAUUUUUCACCUUUUUAUACUGAAGAACAAAAUGAACAUUCUAAAUGCCUUUGAUGCUAUCGUCUGAUUGGACAGAGAUGGGAGGGGUGGGAAGUGAACGAUGCAGCUCUGGCUCUACCCACUCUGUGAGCUACUUAUCACUGUGAUGAUGAUGAUGAUGGGGGCCAGGCCUAAUGCCUUUUCAAUGCAGCUUCUGUGUUAAAUCUGAUAUUUUCUGUGCUUUGGUCCCUGUCUCUUUAAAAAGCCAAAUGUGGGUUGGUUCUAUGUGGCUGGUUGGCACCUUGAGUAGUAUAGUAUGUCAUAUCCUGAACCAUUGAUAUUUACACAGAGUUCCAGCUCUAUCCCAAAUCAUAAAUCUAUCUAUUCUCUGUGUCUGGAGAGAGCCAUAUCCCAGAUUCACAGCCCAGGGACUGUAAUUCCGGUGUCUAGAUUCCGGUAUGUUAUCCCCUCAGAGUAGCAUUGCACAUUGUUGGUUUUAAUCCGGUUGUGGUUUUCCAAAACACACUUUUUAUAAUGAGAACAAAAAUAAAUCCUCUUCCUUUUCUAGAAACGUUAAGUCUUUUAUCAUAGAGCUCUUAUCCUCUGAAGAUUCAUCAGAGUAUUUCUACCCUGAACGGAUUUCCUGAUCCGGUCAUCAAUUAUACUUUAUCUACCAGAGAUCAUGAUGCAAGGAGCGAGGGCUCUGCACAGAAGGUGACGUUAUUAACCUUUUAAUCUGUUUGUCAACAUGUUCUGCGUAGGUUCAUGGCCGCUGGAAGAUGUUUUAGGUUGGGGGUGCUGUUGACAGGGAAGUAUUUUUCUCUGCUCAUACAGUGCUGUCAACAGGAGUAAUAAAUUACACAUUUAAAAAAAAAAAGUGUGUGUGUUUGUGCAUAUACAGUUCAAGUCGGAAGUUUACAUACACCUUAGCCAAAUACAUUUAAUCUCAGUUUCACAAUUCCUGACAUUUAAUCCUAGUAAAAAUUCCCUGUCUUAGGUCAGUUAGGAUCAACACUUUAUUUUAAGAACGUGAAAUGUCAGAAUAAUAGUAGAUGGAAUUAUGUAUUUCAGCUUUUAUUUCUUUCAUCACAUUCCCAGUGGGUCAGAAGUUUACAUACACUCAAUUAGUAUUUGGUAGCAUUGCCUUUAAAUUGUUUAACUAGGGUCAAAUGUUUUGGGUAGCCUUCCACAAGCUUCCCACAAUAAGUUGGGUGAAUUUUGGCCCAAUUCUCCUGACAGAGCUGGUGUAACCGAGUCAGGUUUGUAGGCCUCCUUGCUCGCACACGCUUUUUCAGUUCUGCCCACAAAUGUUCUAUAGGAUUGAGGUCAGGGCUUUGUGAUGGCCACUCCAAUACCUUGAUUUUGUUGUCCUAAAGCCAUUAUGCCACAACUUUGGAAGUGUGCUUGGGGUCAUUGUCCAUUUGGAAGACACAUUUUCGACCAAGCUUUAACUUCCUGACUGAUGUCUUGAUGUUGCUUCAAUAUAUCCACAUUUUUCCUUCCACAUAUGCCAUCUAUUUUGUGAAGUGCACCAGUCCCUCCUGCAGCAAAGAACCACCACAACAUGAUGCUGCCACCCCCGUGCUUCACGGUUGGGAUGGUGUUCUUCGGCUUGCAAGCCUCCCCCUUUUCCCUCCAAACAUAACAAUGGUCAUUAUGGCCAAACAGUUCUAUUUUUGUUUCAUCAGACCAGAGGACAUUUCUCCAAAAAGUACGGUCUUUGUCCCCAUGUGCAGUUGCAAACCGUAGUCUGGCUUUUUUAUGGCGGUUUUAGAGCAGUGGCUUCUUCCUUGCUGAGCGGCCUUUCAGGUUAUGUCGUUAUAGGACUCGUUUUACUGUGGAUAUAGAUAUUUUUGUACCCGCGAGCAGGCCUUUCUAAUCGACCUGGCCGGGGUAUCCUGGAAUGACAUUGACCUCAUCCCGUCAGUAGAUGAUGCUUGGCUAUUCUUUAAAAGUGCCUUCCUCACCAUCUUAAAUAAGCAUGCCCAUUCAAAAAAUUUAGAACUAGGAAUAGAUAUAGUCCUUGGUUCACUCCAGACCUGUCUGCCCUUGACCAGCACAAAAACAUCCUAUGGCGUUCUGCAUUAGCAUCGAACAGCCCCGGUGAUAUGCAACUUUUCAGGGAAGUUAGGAACAAAUAUACACAGGCAGUUAGGAAAGCUAAGGCUAGCUUUUUCAAACAGAAAUUUGCAUCCUGUAGUACUAACUCAAAGUUCUGGGACACUGUAAAGUCCAUGGAGAAUAAGAGCACCUCCUCCCAGCUGCCCACUGCUCUGAGGCUAGGAAACACUGUCACCACUGAUAAAUCCACUAUAAUUGAGAAUUUCAAUAAGCAUUUCUCUACGGCUGGCCAUGCUUUCCACCUAGAUACCCCUACCCCGAUCAACUGCCCGGCACCCUCCACAGCAACCCGCCAAAGCCCCCACCAUUUCUCCUUCACCCAAAUCCAGAUAGCUGAUGUUCUGAAAGAGCGGCAAAAUCUGGACCCCUACAAAUCAGUUGGGCUAGAUAAACUGGACCCUCUAUUUCUAAAAUCAUCUGCCGAAAUUGUUGCAACCCCUAUUACUAGCCUGUUCAACCUCUCUUUCGUGUCGUCUGAGAUUCCCAAAGAUUGGAAAGCUGCCGCGGUCAUCCCCCUCUUCAAAGGGGGAGACACUCUUGACCCAAACUGCUACAGACCUAUAUCUAUCCUACCCUGUCUUUCUAAGGUCUUCGAAAGCCAAGUUAUCAAACAGAUUACCGAUCAUUUCGAAUCCCACCGUACCUUCUCCUCUAUACAAUCUGGUUUCAGAGCUGGUCAUGGGUGCACCUCAGCCACGCUCAAGGUCCUAAACGACAUCAUAACCGCCAUCGAUAAGAGACAUUACUGUGCAGCCGUAUUCAUCGACCUGGCCAAGGCUUUCGACUCUGUCAAUCACCACAUUCUUAUUGGCAGACUCGACAGCCUUGGUUUCUCAAAUUAUUGCCUCGCCUGGUUCACCAACUACUUCUCAGACAGAGUUCAGUGUGUCAAAUCGGAGGGCCUGUUGUCCGGACCUCUGGCAGUCUCUAUGGGGGUGCCACAGGGUUCAAUCCUCAGGCCAACUGUCUUCUCUGUAUACAUCAAUGAUGUCGCUCUUGCUGCUGGUGAUUCUCUGAUACACCUCUACGCAGACGACACCAUUCUGUAUACUUCUGGCCACUGUAUUAACAAAUCUCCAGACGAGCUUCAAUGCCAUACAACUCUCCUUCCGUGGCCUCCAACUGCUCUUAAACGCAAGUAAAACUAAAUACAUGCUAUUCAACCGAUCACUGCCCGCACCUGCUCGCCCGUCCAGCAUCACUACUCUGGACGGCUCUGACUUAGAAUACGUGGACAACUACAAAUACCUAGGUGUCUGGUUAGACUGUAAACUCUCCUUCCAGACUCACAUUAAGCAUCUCCAAUCCAAAAUGAAAUAUAGAAUUGGCUUCCUAUAUCACAACAAAACAUCCUUCACUCAUGCUGCCAAACAUACCCUCGUAAAACUGACCAUCCUACCGAUCCUUAACUUCCGGGAUGUCAUCUAUAAUAUUGCCUCCAACACUCUACUCAACAAACUGGAUGCAGUCUAUCACAGUGCCAUCCGUUUUGUCACCAAAGCCCCAUACACUACCCACCAUUGCGAUCUGUACGCUCUCUCGUUGGCUGGCCCUCGCUUCAUACUCGUCGCCAAACCCACUGGCUACAGGUUAUCUACAAGUCUCUGCUAGGUAAAGCCCCACCUUAUCUCAGCUCGCUGGUCACCAUAGCAGCACCCACUCGUAGCACGCACUCCAGCAGGUAUAUCUCACUGGUCACCCCCAAAGCCAAUUCCUCCUUUGGUUGUCUUUCCUUCCAGUUCUCUGCUGCCAAUGACUGGAACGAACUGCAAAAAUCUCUGAAGCUGGAUACUCAUAUCUCCCUCACUAGUUUUAAGCACCAGCUGUCAAACUACCUGCACCUGUACAUAGCCCAUCUGUAAACAGCCCAUCUAUCUACCUACCUCAUCCCCAUUCUAUAUUUAUUUAUUUAUCUUGCUCCUUUGCACCCCAGUAUCUCUACUUGCACAUUCAUCUUCUGCACAUCUACCAUUCCAGUGUUUUAAUUGCUAUAUUGUAAUUACUUUGCCACCAUGGCCUAUUUAUUGCCUUAACUCCCUUAUCUUACCUCAUUUGCACUCACUGUAUAUAGACUUUUUGUUUUCUUUUUGUUCUACUGUAUUAUUGACUAUGUUUUGUUUAUUCCAUGUGUAACUCUGUGUUGUUGUACGUGUCGAAUUGCUAUGCUUUAUCUUGGCCAGGUCGCAGUUGCAAAUGAGAAGUUCUCAACUAGCCUACCUGGUUAAAUAAAGGUACAAUAAAAAACUGUUUCCCCCAGCAUCUUCACAAGGUC
Messenger RNA from Salvelinus fontinalis (brook trout), 7758 nucleotides. RefSeq names its product transmembrane and coiled-coil domain protein 3-like. Bases 512 to 2137 code for a protein of 541 amino acids. The record is from RefSeq and is a predicted model, not a curated record. Gene Ontology annotation, cellular component: endomembrane system. Lineage: Eukaryota; Metazoa; Chordata; Actinopteri; Salmoniformes; Salmonidae. The transcript is spliced from 6 exons.